Argiope bruennichi is the source of this 2062-nucleotide messenger RNA. RefSeq lists its product as uncharacterized. Gene Ontology annotation, biological process: intracellular signal transduction. The coding region runs from base 333 to 1604 and encodes 423 amino acids. The record is from RefSeq and is a predicted model, not a curated record. Lineage: Eukaryota; Metazoa; Arthropoda; Arachnida; Araneae; Araneidae. The transcript is spliced from 2 exons.
GCUUCUAAUGCUUCCCCCCCUUUGAACUUCUAGUGGGGGAUUCAAGCGUCCUCCGGUUAACGAGUCUUCAUUCGUUCGGCGAGCGUCUAUCUUUGUGUGCUGGUUUUUAACUAUUAAAUCGUGGAAAAGUUUAAUUGAAAUACAGUGUAUUCAUUUCCUUACGAUUUUCAGACUUUCUUUGUAUUAAUGGGAAGCUUUUUAAGAUUUAAAUGGUGAUGUGAUCGGAUAUUUUGCCGCAUAUAUAAAUUAAUGAAACUAGAGACUGUUUUCGAAUCGCUUUCCUCGUAAAGAAAAAUAAUUCCUUACUCAAUUUUUCUUUCUUCCCGGUUAUUAUGGAGUUGAACUAUGAAGCUUUUAUCAAUGGCGGAAUGCAGUUCAUUGACAGAAUGCAGUUCAUUGACGGAAUGCAGUUCGAUGACAGAACGAAACUUCUUAAGUUAAACGACGCUAAAACUAUUGCAAAAUAUAGCUUCCAUUGUCACAAAUCUGUAACAUAUCUAGAUCUCAGUCUCCAAGAAUAUUCCGUGUAUAACAAAAGAUUUCCAAAUGAAAGAAAAUUUUAUCAUAAAUACGUUUGCACUGAUCAAGGUUUACAGAAAUAUUUGCGACCAUCGAAAGAGUAUGAGAAAACAAUUUUACUUCAAAAUUUUCAUCUGGAUAUAAGUAAAGAACGGGAACCUGCCACUGGAGAGGUUGAGUAUAGCACUGUAAACCAAAAUCGAAUCUACGAUUGUGAAAUUGUAUAUAACGUAAUUCCAGAAACGUACUUUUAUGAGUCUCACCUUACUGAAUAUAUUAAAAAUGCCUUAGAGAAAAAUACUGAGAAAUUGUCAAUCAUCAAACUGUGUUUAAAACUCUUGAAGAACAAAGAUUUUCAUGUUUUUUUUAUUAAACCUGGCAAUAAGCGUAGCUUUAUCCCACUUAUAAUUAAAUACUGUUCAGAUUUUGAGCUAUUAGUUAAUGUUUUAAAAGUGCUUAGUUUCGAUAUUUGGAUAAUUUAUGACAGUGAACCAGAUCAAUUGGACUUUUUUCUGUAUCGUGUGCAUGCUUUAAAGGAAGGGAGAAAAGCGUUGGAAAAGGAUAUUAUCUAUAUGGGUUUUGCAAAUUCGAUGAGCAAGAACGUCGAAAUACUUCUGAAAUAUCAAAACUUUCCGAAAUUUUCUUGUAGAUCCUAUCAAUAUGCCCUUAGAAACUUGAUAAAUGAAAGAGACGAUUUGGAAUCUGCAGAAUUGAUGCAUCUCGUGAAACCAACAGAGGACAAAUUUCAAGCAAUACUAGCUUUUCUUGCUUUUAAGGAAAAAUCGGAAGCUGCUUUUCAAAACUUGCGACUUCUGUGGAGAUCAUUACCUAUGUGUUUCAUUACUUUAAAUGAAUUUGAAUAUACAUUUGGACCCAUGUUUGAUCCAAGAGAGAUAAAAGAAAUUUAUGAUUUCUAUACAGAUGUUAUAGAACAGCAUGCUCCCAGCUGUCUACCUCGAAAGUUGAAACAUUAUUGCCGAUUAAAGAUCAGAACUCUUUUGUAUGAACAGGAGCAUUUGCACGAUGGUAUUGAUGAGCUUGGGUUGCCUUUGGAUUUACAACUGUAUUUGAAACUUAAAAAUUAGUUACUUUCAUCAUUUCAAAACUAUAUAUUGACAUAUUACUUUAAUUAGAGAUAGGAGAUACCUAUGGAUUCUGUAUGGCCACAGUGUUACAACCUGUAGUGGUGUUAGAAUUUUCAUACGUUUGUAUGUUAAGUAAAUUUACUGUAUCUUUAAAAGUCUUCUCAGAUGUGCAACAAUAAGUACUCAAGAAUUUUCAAACGAAAAAUAGUUCAUUUAUGAUAUGAUACUGAGAGAUACUAUCAACUUUAAAUGUUAAUUAUAUUUCAUUGUCAAUGUAAGUGAUUCCCUUUUGAAUGAAAUAAGAAUUAGGUGAUUGAUUUAUAAGUUUAUUUAUUUAUUUUCCCUACAGAAUCUCCAUUUUUAAAUAAAGUCUAUUUGUCAUAAGGCUGAAGUAACAUUUUCUUUCUUUCUUUUCUUUUUUUUUUAUAUUCAUCCAUUAAACAUAGUUUACAGAUAUC